This is a messenger RNA of Zea mays, 1837 nucleotides long. NCBI's taxonomy places the organism in Eukaryota, Viridiplantae, Streptophyta, Magnoliopsida, Poales, Poaceae. The record is from RefSeq.
CGCGCCAAGAGUGUCCACUUCAACCCUAGCUCCACCUGCAUCUCCCCUCCCGCCCGCCUCCCUCCGUCCACUCGGAUCCGGAAAACCCUAACCCUAGACGUCGCCCGGCCGCCGCCAUGGACCCCGACGGCGACCCGGCCUUCCACCGCAACGAGGCCAUCUCCGCGGUCCAGGAUGUCGACCAGUACUAUGGCGACGACGACGACUUCGACGACCUCUACAACGACGUCAACGUCGGGGACGGCUUCCUCCACGCCUCCCACCAGGCGCCGCCGCCGCUGCCGCCGCCACCUCCGACUCAGCAGGCCCCACCGCCGCAGAAGCACCAGCUCCCUCCGCCGUCCCAGCAGCUGCCGCCGCCCCAGCAGCAUCCACCUGCCCACGUCCUCCCGCCACCGCCGCCGCAGGCCCCACCGCCGCAGCAGCAGGUAAGCAUCCCGGGGGUGGCCGUCCCUGCUCCUGGCAGACCUCCCGCCCAGACCAACCUCCCUCCGCCUCCUCAGCCACCGGCCGCUCCCGCGCCGCCGCCGCCGCCUCAGCACCACCAUAUUCAGCAAGACGGGAUCAACCGCCCUGGAGGGAACAUCGCCGGUGGCCCCAUCGUGGUCGGGAACGGUGGCCCUGCUGGCGGGGGUGACGGCCCUGGCGGCACGACGCUGUUCGUGGGGGAACUCCACUGGUGGACAACGGACGCGGAUCUGGAAUCUGAGCUCAGCAAGUAUGGGCCGGUCAAGGAGGCAGCCAUUCCCGCCAGUUGUUGCUCCACAUGUUAACCCAGCUUUCUUUGGUCGUGGCGGAAUGGGUGCCGGUGGAAUGUGGCCUGAUCCCAACAUGGGAGCCUGGGGUGGGGAGGAACAAUCGAGUUACGGUGAUGACGCAGCUUCUGAUCAGCAGUAUGGUGAAGGAGGGAGCCAUGGGAAAGAGAGGCCACCAGAGAGGGAGUGGUCUGGUGCACCAGAGAGGAGGCGUGAAAGGGAGAAGGAUGCGCCCCCUGCACAGGAGUGGCCAGAGAGGAGGCAACGUGAUGAGCGUGACAUGGACCGUGAGAGGAAUCGUGACUAUGACAGAGACAGGGAAAAAGACCGUGACAGGGAAAGAGACCGAGACCGAGAUAGGGAGAGGGACAGAGAUAGGGAGAGGGAGAGGGAGAGGGAGAGGGAGAGGGAGAGGCAUAGGGAUGACAGAGAUCGCUAUGGCGAUUAUCACAGGCACAGGGAUCGCGAUUCGGAACGUAAUGAAGACUGGGACAGGGGUAGAUCAUCUGGGAUACGCGGCAGGUCAAGGGAGGCUGACCACUCUAAGCGCAGGCGGAUGACACCUCAGUAGUCGUAGCUGGGUGAGCUACUAAUGUAGAGGCAAACGAUGAUCCAGAGCCGAGUCUUGCUUGCACACUGGCAUGGUUAACAGCUAGCAUCUUCUUGCUGCCUCUGGCUGUGGUGGUUCUAAUAUCUUGUGUCUCCGGCAAUGUGUUGUAGCAAGAACGAGAGAUGAAUGUCUGGUUGGGACCUGUUGAGCUGUGCGAAGAUGGACUUCCCUGGAUGAUAGUUGCUGCCUCUUAUUGUACGCCAUGUUAAAUGUCUGAGUUUUCACAAAGACAAAAAAAGAUCUCUGUUUUGUGUGUAAUUCAGGACCGAUGCUGUUGCUGUUGAAAACUGUACUAUUUCUGCUGUAAUCUUAUGAUAAACCAGUCUGUAUUAUGACACUGUCCUUUUGUUCAUCCUUUCUCCUUUGUUCCUGGUUGAAGUUGUCUCAUGUUUUGAUGGCUGCAGCGCUAGUUGUGUUGCCAGUUGGAAUAUUCAGAACGCGAGACCUCUAAAUAUACUGGCUUGUUUCUUUG